AUGUCGAAAUUUCCAGCGACUUUUGGUCGAGGAAACAUCUCGCAAGAUGGACGAAGCAACAGCCUUGCUGAAGAAAUCAUGAGGGCUACCAUGGAGAGUGCGAGUCAUGCGAUGGACUCGAGAACGGGCAAUGGUGCAAACUACCGUGAUGAGAUGGUACAAGACACUUAUUAUUACUCCAAUUCCAAUAUCGAAAGUUCCGAUGAUGAGGAUGAGAAUGAUAAUGAGGAUAUCGAUAUCUCCAUCUCCAGCGAUGUCCAGGCAUCAGAGCGACCUCUUCUCCCUAGCGAACAACCACUCAUCCCAUUCGAGCCCGCGAGACUGAAGAAAGGUGAAAGAGCAAUCAUCACACCAGAGAUCCAAGCAAUGCUUGAUGCCGCCGGAGUCGAACCGAACCCAAAGUACCAAGGCGAGAUCACCGCAGAGAUGCUCAACGACUUAUUGACCCCAGAGGAUCAAAAUUGUGCGCUCCAUAUCACCAAUAUCCAUCCCAAAGCUGAGAUGAAGGAUCUUUUCCCCACGAUUCAUCACGGGAAGGUAUACUCCGUGGCAUGGAACAGCCCUAAUGGAGAGUGGACCUAUGCCGCUUCACGACUUUGCUUCUGCACACGAGAGGCAGCUGAGAGAUACCUCGAAGACAGCGAAACCGGGAACGGAAUCAGCAUUUGCGGACAACGAAUCACGGUUGAGUGGAAUCGAAAUAAAAAGUGCCCCGUUCCGGAGGAUGAAAGUCACCAAUCGCGCGUGAUACAGUUGCGAGGUCCAAGAACCUUCGGAUUCUCUGCCAACGAUCUUGAAGACUUCUUCGGCAAGGACAUGAAGCUCAACAUCAUCUCGCGAAAGGAGUGGGACCACAGGACAGAUCAAAAAGUCGUCGAGCUAGCAUUUUGUGGCAUUAAAGCACAGUCACGAAUGGCGUUUCGUUGCUUCAAGCAGAAAGUCGCUGCACAAGGACUUGGGAAUCAAUUCGACAUUCGAUUUGCGCCAGAUCAUUGUGAUCCAAAUGCGGAUCAAGGCAAAGACAUGUUCAUGCCGCGACCACGUACUUCUCGUGAUCUGCAGUCUAGCCCACCACCUCCACGAACUUUGGAAAGCAUUCGAACAUCCAACUGGCGUACGGGUACUAUGGGGGGACCGAAGGGAAAUGGAAGUGGAAAGUUGCCAACUCGAGGUGGACCUAAGUACGAGAAAGGUGCUGGUCCGAACGUGAAAAGCUGGAGACGUGCAGAAUGA
Molecule: messenger RNA, 1233 nt
Organism: Sclerotinia borealis F-4128
Lineage: Eukaryota; Fungi; Ascomycota; Leotiomycetes; Helotiales; Sclerotiniaceae
Source: the annotation of a GenBank genome assembly